Molecule: messenger RNA, 1581 nt
Organism: Physcomitrium patens
Lineage: Eukaryota; Viridiplantae; Streptophyta; Bryopsida; Funariales; Funariaceae
Product: syntaxin-125
Biological process (GO): vesicle fusion; exocytosis; intracellular protein transport
Cellular component (GO): plasma membrane; endomembrane system; SNARE complex
Molecular function (GO): SNAP receptor activity; SNARE binding
Source: RefSeq, a predicted model, not a curated record
AGGGGACCAUGUGGGAUCCCGCGGAUGCACAGAAGUGUAACAUAGACAGGGGUUUGUUAGGACGGGUUGGCCUUGCUGUUGCCGCUGCCGAGUUGGGUCGUUGUCGGAUCAGGACGAAGUCGUGUCUCUUCUGCCCGCGCAGGUGGCUGCGGGAAGGUUUCGUUCUGGGCGCUGUUCGUCUGUGUAUGUGGGUGUAGUUGGGAGUUUUUCGAAGGUUGAGAGCUGGAGAGCUGGAGAGGUGAAAGAGAUUUCUAGGGUUGGUGUGAGUCAGGAUGAACGACUUGCUGUCGCAGACGUUUUCGGCUCGGAAGGCCGGAGGAGCCUACGAUGAUUUGGAGAGCGGGCCAAGUACCCAAAUGGCCGAUUUGGGUGGGGGGGACCAGAAAUUGGACGGCUUUUUCGCGGAUGUGGAGAAAAUCAAAGCGGACAUGGACAAGAUCAAGCAGCUUUUGCUGAAGCUGCAAGAGGCCAAUGAAGAGAGCAAGGGCGUGCACCGGGCGCCGGCUAUGAAGGCGCUCAGGGAACGCAUGGACACCGACAUUGCGCAGGUGAGCAAGCUUGCGAGGGGUCUCAAGGGCAAGCUUGAGGCUCUUGAGCGAGGGAACGCUGCGAGCCGGAGGGUUAAAGGGUGCGAGGAGGGAACGCCCACGGACCGGACUCGAAUGACCAUCACGAUCAAUCAGCGGAAGAAGCUGAAGGACCUCAUGGGCGAAUUUCAGGUUCUCAGGGAAAGAAUGAUGAAUGAGUACAGGGAGACCAUCGAACGCAGAUAUUAUACUGUGACCGGGCAACAAGCUGAUGAAGAUACGAUUGAGACUAUCAUCGAGACUGGUCAGAGCGAGAGUUUUUUGCAGAAGGCAAUUCAGGAGCAAGGACGAGGACAUGUCAUGGAAACUAUCAGAGAAAUUCAGGAAAGGCACGACUCUGUGAAGGAAAUUGAGAAGAAUCUGCUUGAAUUGCAUCAGAUCUUCAUGGAUAUGGCUGUGCUUGUCGAGUCUCAGGGCGAGCAGUUGAAUAACAUUGAAGCUCAAGUCAAUCGAUCUGCAUCGUACGUGGAGAGAGGUACCACCCAUUUGAGGGUUGCAAAGUCACACCAAAGAAGUAAGCGCAAGUGGACAUGCAUAGCAAUUAUUCUUCUCGUGAUCCUGCUCUUAAUUAUUAUUCUCCCUAUCCUGAAAUCUAACAAAGUAAUUUAAGGGAAUGAGUUUUGUUUUUUUUAUCAAGCCUGUCAUUUUUGGUCUUCUACAAGUGAUCCCCAGCUGAUAGUGUCUCACAGCUUCACUCUGUAAGUCUGCUACAUUUGUUUUACUUGAAAUAUGUUUUCGAUUGUAAAUUCACGUACGAGCUCAGUGAGGGGAGAGCUCAGUUUAUUUUUAUUUUUAUCAUGUUGCUUUUUUCUGCUAAAAUUAAAUGUGGUAUAGCGGGCAUAGAUUUUUUAACCUUUAUACGAAGAUGAAAAGUCUCAUGUACAAUUUUAUAAAGGUGGUUUGUUUUCAUUCGCGGUUUUCAAACCUUUAAACUGAAGUAUUUUCUAUUUUUUCAAGCAGUUACACUUGAACUAUAAAGUUGCGGUUGAGUUCA